AUGUCUCCAAAUAAGUGGGAGAAGACCAAAAGCAUCUCAAAAAAGGGCUUCGACAAAGCAUGGGACACCGUCGACAAGCUCGGCGGCCCCGUCAACCGUCUAUCGCAUAAGCUGGGAUCCGAAGCCUUCUGGCCCAUGACGAUCGACAAGGAAGCCGACAAGGCCGCGCGCAUCCUACGCAGCUUCUGCAAAGACGGCUUCUAUGCUCCCGAUUCCUCAACCGGCACUGAUGAGAAGGGCAAGAUCAAUCGCCCCAAGGGCAAGCAGCGCGUUAUCAAGAAGAUCCCAACACAAGUCGUCAAAAAUGCCAAGGGAAUCGCCAUCUUCACGACUAUGCGCACAGGUCUGUGGGUGAGUGGCUCUGGCGGUAGUGGCGUGUUGAUCGGUCGCCUCCCCGAGACCGGCGCAUGGAGCCCACCAUCUGGUAUCAUGCUACACACAGCCGGGAUAGGCUUCCUCGCUGGCGUUGACAUCUAUGACUGCGUGGUAAUCAUCAACACAUAUGAGGCGCUUGAAGCAUUCAAGAAAUUCCGCUGCACCCUCGGCGGCGAGAUCAGCGCAACCGCGGGGCCCGUAGGUGUGGGUGGCGUCCUCGAAUCCGAGGUGCACAAACGACAAGCACCAAUUUGGACAUACAUGAAGAGCAAAGGGCUAUACGCAGGUGUCGCAGUCGAUGGCACGAUCAUCAUUGAGCGAACCGACGAGAACGAGCGCUUCUACGGCGAGCGCAUAUCCGUCGACGAGAUUCUCUCCGGUAAAGCCCGGCAUCCACCCCGCGAGCUCGAAACCCUCAUGCAAACAUUGAAGGCCGCGCAGGGCGACUCUGACGUUGACGAGAGUUUGGUCCCGCCACCGGGCGAAACACCUGGCGAUUUGGAGCUGACGGAAGACGGACAACAUGUCUUCGGCGUACCGGCUGUGGACGAUCCCGAUCCGUAUGGAGUGAAGGCGCUGGAGGCGGAGGGGCUUUUCAUCCGCGAGGCCGGUACAAAAGUAAGGCCAAGCCAUGAGAUAUUUGAAUUUCGACCCAACUUAGACAGUCCGAUUUAUAGCACGUUUUCUCGGCGCAGCAUGGAUAGCUCGCCGCGCAAUAGCUGGCGCGCGAGUGUACAGAGCUCCAGGAGUUAUGCUAGUGUCGACCGUGGCACGCAGACGGAUGAUACCCUGCCAACUGAACCCACCUCAGUGAGCCGUGCGUCCUCUCGCAGCGCGAAGGGAUCGUCUAUUGGCCGUCCAUCGAUGAAUACUUGGGAUGAAAACGAGGACUCUCACUGGGAUACAAUUGAUAUCCACGGCGGGGAAGAGCAGGUGGUGGUCCGCCAAUUGGAGGACCAGGAGGCGGAGGACAGGAGAGCGAAAGCGAACGCCUGCGAAGAUGCACACGAGGACCCCGAGUUUGAGGAUGAAGACGAGCACUUUGAGGUCCACGAGGUUGGAAAUGCCAUGGUUACUCCAAGGGAGAGUGUCCCGCCCUCGCCCACGAAGGUGGAGGACCAGACAACAGACCGUGACACCAAGCCUACGUCGCCGAGCUUCACCCGAGCUCGUCUGGUCACAAUCCCGGCGCGCACCCCACCUGCCUUGCCUCCGCGGCACCCACGCCACCUCCCGGGCUCUGGCUCAAGCCGUGCCUCGACAUCGCCUACGGCGCUCUCGUAUUCAAGCCAUAACACCUCACCCACCGACGUCACCGAGGCGGCGGAGAAUCUGGAACAAUUGAAUGAAUCCCCCCGCGCGCUUCCAUCCCCGGAGAAGGCCAAGAGAUCUCGUGGUAUUCUUGCCAUGAGCGAUGAUGAGGAGUUUGUUGACACGAAAUCGGAGCCCCCGACCGAGAAGGACGAGUUCCACUCUGUCAACGGCGAGUCGGAGAUUGAGGAUAAUAUCAUUACCCUUGAAGACCACACUGCCACCGAGGCCGCCGAACAGGAGAGCAAGACGGGCAAGGAAGACGAGCAGGAACUUGAACCUGAGCAAUCUCCUCGACUUGAAAAGUCUCCCGAUGUCCCCAAGCUUGCACCCAAUAUAGAGGAUACCCCGGAGGUGGAAGUGAUCCUCGACAAAAUCGAAGCCAAGCUUGAAGCCGAGAUCAACCAGCCCGAAGGGCAGAAGUCUGAAAAGUCAUAUUCAGAUAUCCUUGCUGACCGUGAAGAACACGAAGAGUCCCCCGGCGGGACUAAAGUCGAUACCACCUUGCCCCACGCUAGGGCUGAGUGA
Molecule: messenger RNA, 2214 nt
Organism: Penicillium samsonianum
Lineage: Eukaryota; Fungi; Ascomycota; Eurotiomycetes; Eurotiales; Aspergillaceae
Product: lipid-binding SYLF domain-containing protein
Exons: 1
Coding region: 1-2214 (737 amino acids)
Molecular function (GO): phosphatidylinositol binding
Source: RefSeq, a predicted model, not a curated record